Oreochromis aureus is the source of this 3343-nucleotide messenger RNA. Its product is annotated as von Willebrand factor A domain-containing protein 5A-like. Bases 77 to 2530 code for a protein of 817 amino acids. The transcript has 23 exons. The record is from RefSeq and is a predicted model, not a curated record. NCBI's taxonomy places the organism in Eukaryota, Metazoa, Chordata, Actinopteri, Cichliformes, Cichlidae.
GAAGAAGAAGAAGAAGAAGAAGAAGAAGAACAACAAGGAAACGGGACGUAAACGAUAGCGGUGAUUUGUUUCUGCAAUGGGGUCUGUAAACACUACUAGAAGGAAAAAGAACUGUAGUCAACAACUACCUGUCCACACAGGUACGAUGAUGAACCGCUGUGGUCUGCUAACUCUCCAGAGGGAACCAGUUCCUCUGAAAAGCAUUGAGGUGGAGCUGGAGGUGAGGGACCAUGUGGCUACAGUGGUCUCCACUCUGAACUACGAGAACAAGGAGGACAAACCAUUAGAGGCUGUUUUUGUCUUCCCUCUGCCUGGAGAUGCUGCUGUCUGUCAUUUCAGUGCUCAGAUUGGACAGACACAGAUUGUAGCUGAGGUGAAGGAGAAACAGGAGGCUCGUGAGGAGUAUGAUGAUGCUCUGAGCUCCGGUCAGCAGGCCUUCCUAUUGGAGGAGAGUGAUGAGAGUCCAGAUAUAUUCUCUCUGAGUGUGGGCAGUCUGCCUCCAGGAGAGAGCGCCUCCAUCAGGUUGGAGUACGUCACUGAGCUGGCUGUGCAGGCUGAUGAUGGUCUGAGGUUCUGUCUGCCUGCUGUGCUCAACCCUCGAUACCAACCUCAGGGUAGUGAAGGUGCAGGUGUCCAGGUGACUUCUGUUCCAGCCUCUCUGGUGCCCUACAGUCUGUCUUUUUCUGCCCGAGUGUCCUCUCCUCGUCCAGUCUCUAAAGUAGAGUCCAACUGUUCCCUGGACCCUCUGCAGUACCUCAACACUGAUCAAACCCAGGCCACGGUCAAGCUGGCUGCAGGACACAAGUUUGACAGAGAUGUUGAACUGCUGAUUUAUUACAAAGACGCCCACCAGCCCACUGCUGUGGUGGAGGCAGGACAGGCCUCUGCUGAGCCGGGCUCUCUGAUGGGUGAUCCAGUGGUGAUGGUGAGUCUGUACCCUGAGUUCCCCCAGUCUGUGAUGUCUUCAAUGGCUUCAUGUGGAGAUUUUGUGUUGUUAAUGGAUCGAUCUGGAAGUAUGAGUAAUACUCGCAUCCGCAGUGCCAAGGAUACUCUGCUGCUCCUGUUGAAGAGUUUACCAAUGGGCUGCUAUUUCAACAUUUACAGUUUUGGGUCCAGAUAUGAACACAUCUUCCCUAAGAGUGUGGAGUACAGCCAGCAGACCAUGGAGGAGGCUCUGAAGAAAGUUGAGCAGAUGGAGGCUGAUCUUGGAGGAACAGAGAUCCUGGAGCCUCUCAAACAUAUUUACAGCCAGCCCUGCAUUCAAAAUCAGCCCAGACAGCUGUUUGUCUUUACUGAUGGAGAGGUGGGGAACACCAAAGAAGUGAUCGAUCUGGUGAAGAAGAAUUCAGGUUCUCACAGGUGUUUCUCUUUUGGGAUUGGGGAAGGGGCCAGCUCUGCUCUCAUCAAUGGGAUGGCCAAGGAAGGAGGAGGUCACGCUCAGUUCAUCACGGGGACUGACAGGAUGCAACCAAAAGUGAUGCAGUCGCUGCGAUUUGCUCUGCAGCCAGCUGUGGUCGACAUCUCAGUCACAUGGGAUUUACCAAAGGAAGUGUCUGUCACUGUCCUCUCUCCACCAAUCACAGCACUUUUCCAGGGUCAGAGGUCACUGAUUUAUGCCCAGCUCACUGGACAGAGCUCAGAGGCAGCAGAGGGCUGUGUGACUCUGAAGUACAGCCUGGCAGGUCAUCCCUCUGAGAACCAGCUGCACUUCAGUCUCAGACCUGCAGAGGACACUGGACUAACAGUCCACAGGUUGGGUGCUCGCAAUCUGAUUCGUUCCCUGGAGAUGGAGGAGAGAGAUCGUAGAGGACAGCAAGAUGGAGGAGUGAAGGAGAAGGUGGUGCAGCUCAGUGUCCAAUCAGGAGUGAGCAGUUCGUUCACUGCCUUUAUUGCUGUCAACAAAGACAACAGCGAAGUGAUUCAAGGACCUCUUGUGCGCAGAAAUAUUCCAACACCCUGUACUUUCCCAAUUUUAAAGAGUUCAGGACGACAUACGAGUGCUUUCCGAAAUUUUCAGGGCAGGUCAGGACGACAUCCGAGUCCUAAGUGUGCUAGAGAAAUGUGUGCCUCCCCGGUGAUGUAUGAGGAAACUGAAACAGUGUGUGCCUCCGCGGUGAUGUAUGAGGAAAUUGAAACCGAUGGAUUCCCGAUGAUGGAAGAAGAAAACCAGUCAAGAAAAUCUGCUGUGCCUGAGCAGCCACCCAGAGACCCUUUGCUGCAGUUAGUCUCCCUGCAGGAGGCGUCUGGCUGCUGGCUGCUUGAUGCAGCUCUGGCUGCUGCACUGGGAAAGACCAACGAGGAGGUGGAAAAGUCAAAGCCUGAAAAGGCCAGCAGUGAAGUGUGGGCCACCAUUCUGGCUCUGAUCUGGCUUCAUGGUUUCAAGAUGGAUGCAAAGGACGAGUGGGAGCUUCUGGCUAUGAAGGCUGCCUCAUGGCUCCGUGCUCAGAAUGCACCGUGUGUGUCAGAGUGUGUGGAUGCUGGAAAUGUCCUGCUGGGUUGCAGCGUGAAGAAAGAAGCUCUGGGACUCUGAGGGUUUUCUUCAAGUAGCUUCAUCUUCAGAGUGAACAGAAGCAGGUCUACUUACUCCACACUGCCUUUGAUACAGAGCUGUUUUAUAUCAUCAACCCCUUUUACAUGUUUAUUUGUUAUGAAUCAUGUACCUAAUUUUGGUUUUACCAUUGUGGAAAAAAAGUGUGUGCGCAAUUGUCUGAAUACUCCUAACACAGUAAAAGACUGAACCACUGCUGUGGCAGCUCAUUCAAGAAAGUGUUUUAAUUCCCUUUCUCUGCCACUAGAUGGCGAUUAUGCUCAUACUUUUACUUCUUUCACACAGAAACACCAAAACCAAUCUAAGAAGUCUUUUCCCUUCCUGUUAUAGUUCUGAAAAUGGCUUCAGUUCAGGACAUUUUCAAGACGGUCCUCAGUGAAUUGGAGUGAAUAGAGCUAAACUUUGAAAAUAACUAUUUACAGUGUUUACACCAUCUUCUAAACAAAAAAGUCUAUCCUAGCUUUUAUUUUUUAAAAAGUCAUAUUUUUAUGGCCAAAUUGAAAUGAAACUAUACAGAACGUCAUUCUGUUUCUCUCGCAGGAGUUACAAUUUUAUCCAUAAAACACUUUCAUUCUGCUAAUUGACACUGAUUGGUCCUUGAACGUCUUAAGACAGCACAUAGUCUUCAUUCAUGUUUGCUUACUUAUGAUUAUUUUUGAAUUUUCAAAAGUGCCUGUUUUGUAAUGAGUUUCCAAAUAAUACUUAGCAUAAAAAGUUAUGACAUUUAUGUUUGGUCUGUUAUUUCUUUGUUGUAACAAUGUUUCUUGGCAAUAAAUUGUAUAUUAUUGGAAAGUC